AAAUCCACCUGUUAGCACGCAUAUUUCCCUGCGCCUCGAUAUGGGGAGGUGAACUGGUUGCCAGUAGGCUACCGAGUAACCCAGAGUUCAGAGCUGCAUCUGUAGGCUAAACACCUCAUCACUCAGCAUCAGUCACCCAAUCCUGAUCUUUACUGGACCAUCAUUGACGGGAUAAUGUUAAUGCAUCAUUAAUAUGCCUUUGUUUCACAGAGACUUUGCAACACUGCGACUCCGACACACCGCUGGACUUAUGUGAGAACAUGGUAAACCGAUCGCAGUAAACUGGAGCGCAGGUUUGCAACACAUUGUUGCAAAUAUUUUGAUGAAGACGAUGAUGCACUCCGCGUCGCAUGCCCCCUAACUGGCUCCGUUUAUUGCAUCCACCGCGUUCUCGUCUGGAGAUACACACAGUCCGGUUUUCUCAAUUAUGUUCACUUUCGCUGCCUUUUGCUACAUGCUUUCCCUUGUCCUCUGCGUUUCUCUGAUCUUCUUCGCGAUCUGGCAUAUAACAGCCUUUGAUGAGCUUCAGGCCGACUUCAAGGUGCCGAUCGAUCAGGGCAAUCCACUUCACGCGCGUGAAAGACUUCGAAACAUUGAGAGGAUCUGCUGCCUGCUGAGAAAGUUGGUGCUUCCAGAAUACUCCAUCCAUGUCCUCUUCUGUAUUAUGUUCCUGUGUGCUCAGGAAUGGCUGACUGUAGGUCUGAACAUCCCUCUGCUCUUCUACAACACAUGGAGGUACUUCCACAGCCCGACCGACACCAAGGAGCUCCUCUAUGAUCCGGCAUCUGUCAUGAAUGGAGACACACUGAAAUUCUGCCAAAAAGAAGCCUGGUGCAAGAUGUCCUUCUUCGUCCUCUCAUUCUUUUACUAUCUCUACUGUAUGGUCUACUCCUUGGUGAGCUAAUAACCGAUCAAAAGAAGCACAGAAGAUAUCCCCUGAUUUUAAGACGCUGUUUAACUAUGAUUGAAACAAGAGCAGCAUCCUGGAGUUCUGGAGAGACAUACAGCAGCGUCUGGACCUACAGAGCAGACUUGACCCCCAUCUUCCAAGAGUAUAAGAACCCUGUGUUGUUUACAGUUCUCAAUGCCCUAGAUAUGGACCUUGUGUGAUACGGCUUUCACAACCUCACAGUAACGUUUGCACAGAUUGUCUCAGGCACAGCACAACACGUCCUUUACCACAAACCUGCCAACCUUUACACUCACUAAAUGUAGCUUAAAUCCACACGAAAAAUGUAAAAAAAGAAACUCCGCUAACUUGAACAGCGAAUGUUACAUUUAUAGCAGUCACACACUAGGACGCCGACUUUAAAUACAAGCUUUUGUGAUAUAUUUUACGUGUAUUUGUGCACUACUAAUGUAAGCAUUUUUAAUAUGAAAAUAUGUAUUUGUUGCAUUACUUGUGUACAUAGAAAUUCGUGUAAUGCUUUUCUGUGUCGGUGUCAGUUGGUUGAAAUGUUUUUGAACUUUAUAUUAACAAAUGCUGAUAUUGUGGCUUGAAAAUAGAAAACACGAGCCACUUUUCCAGAAUUUUGCACAAAAGUUGUUAUGAGUUUGCACAAUAGAUUUGGUUGUGGUGACGAAAAACAUUUAUAUACCCAGAUUAAGUCUUCCAAUACAUUACAGUGUAUCAGUUAAUUAAAAAAAUAUAUUUUAAAUCCCAAAUUAAAUUUUAGCUUAGUUUUGAAAACAAGAAAACAAUGAUGUUUGAAUAAACAUACCCGUUGUCAUGCUACAGAUUAACCAUGUGCAUAUAAACACAAAUCCCUUGAGACAAUAACUGUAUAUGAUGCUUUUGUUAAGCUCCAUUUAUAAUGUAAUGGCAUCAGUAGACAAACUCUCAUUUUCUUCACAGUUUAAGGGGAUAAUAAUAGCAGUCCCCAGCAGAAACAUACUCUGCUAUUCUCAUGUAGCCUGCCGUAUUUUGUAUGCCUUAUGUAGUUAAAUGAUGACCAAACAUUUUAUAUCUUAUUGUGUACGUGUCCACCCAUUCAAAUGUCAGUUGAGAAAUUUGUAAAUGAAAUAAAACAAUGACUAUUUUAAAA
Misgurnus anguillicaudatus (oriental weatherfish) is the source of this 2045-nucleotide messenger RNA. The record is from RefSeq and is a predicted model, not a curated record. NCBI's taxonomy places the organism in Eukaryota, Metazoa, Chordata, Actinopteri, Cypriniformes, Cobitidae.